Molecule: messenger RNA, 932 nt
Organism: Anoplophora glabripennis (Asian longhorned beetle)
Lineage: Eukaryota; Metazoa; Arthropoda; Insecta; Coleoptera; Cerambycidae
Gene: EMC7
Product: ER membrane protein complex subunit 7 homolog
Exons: 1
Coding region: 73-780 (235 amino acids)
Cellular component (GO): EMC complex
Molecular function (GO): carbohydrate binding
Source: RefSeq, a predicted model, not a curated record
ACGUGUUGCGUGGUCUAUGUCAAAUUGUGAAAUUAUAAAUAGGUGUCAAAAUAAAGGCAGAAAGAAAUAAACAUGAAUUUUAUAAUUAGAAUAUUAUUUCCUUUUAUGUUGUUAUGUGUUUCUCAAUACAUAAAUGCUCAAGCAAGCGCAGAAGAUGAAUCUGAUACCAACAGAUACACAAUAGAAGGAAGAAUAUUUCCUCUUUCAGAUUACCAAUCAAGUCAAGGGUCCUGGCAGGCUAAUACGAGAAUUCACGUGAACGGAGGUGAAUAUAUAGGAUUUGUUCGAAAAGAUGGAUCUUUCACAGUUCACAAUGUGCCAGCUGGAUCAUAUGUGGUGGAAGCUCUUCAUCCUGAAUAUGCAUUUGAGCCAGCUCGGGUAGACAUCAAUCAUAAAGGGAAGUACAGGGCAAGAAAGGUCAAUCACAUAAAAACUACAGAGGUGAUUUUUGUACCUUACCCUUUAAAAAUGAAAGCUCUGGGUAGAACCAAGUAUUUUCAAAUUAGAGAACAGUGGAGGAUAACAGAUCUGCUAUUUAAUCCAAUGGUGAUGAUGAUGGUUCUGCCACUGUUUUUGAUCAUGGUUUUACCUAAAAUGAUGAACGAUCCAGACACUAAAAGGGAAAUGGAACAAAUUCAGAGCAUGAGUAAGUUCGAGUUGCCAGAGAUGUCAGACAUGGUGUCAAGUUUCCUUGCUGGUUCAUCUCAACCAGAAAAAGCCGAUAGAACACAGGGGCCUAAUAAGAAAAAUCAAAAGUUGAGAAAACGUCUGGAUAAAUAGAAACAAACUUCAAAUUCAAAUUUGUUAACUAUUCUAAUUUUGAGUUCGUAUGAAACUAACGUUUCAUUGUUUCAUAUUUAAAUAUUUAUUGUAUAGUGUAUAGAGAUUUAUUUGUCAAUAUAGUUUCAUCAAUAAAUUUUAAUUUGUAAAUA